Myotis lucifugus (little brown bat) is the source of this 1332-nucleotide messenger RNA. Its product is annotated as sialic acid-binding Ig-like lectin 6. Gene Ontology annotation, biological process: cell adhesion. Gene Ontology annotation, molecular function: sialic acid binding. Bases 1 to 1332 code for a protein of 443 amino acids. The record is from RefSeq and is a predicted model, not a curated record. The transcript is spliced from 7 exons. NCBI's taxonomy places the organism in Eukaryota, Metazoa, Chordata, Mammalia, Chiroptera, Vespertilionidae. Gene Ontology annotation, cellular component: plasma membrane.
AUGUUGCUGAGGCUGCUGUUGCUGCUGCUGCCUGUGCUGCGGGGAGGAGCCCUGGCUAAGGAUUCAAGCUACUGGCUGGAACCACAGGAGUCUGUGAGUGUGCAGGAGAGUCUGUGUGUCUUUGUGCCAUGCAAGUUUUCAGACUCCUGGAGUAUCAGUGGACCCCCCUACCUGUAUUGGUUCAAGAAAGAAGGGAAUAAAAGGCGUGGUCUUCUAGUUGCCACAGACAAUCCAAAAGAGGAGCUACAGGAGACGAUCCAGGGCCGGUUCUUGCUCCCCGUGGACCCCAAGUCCAGUGACUGCUCCCUGACCAUCAGAGAUGUCAACAAGAGGGACAGUGGGACGUACUUCUUUUAUUUAAAAUAUGGACGCUAUGAACAUACAUACAGAGAUACAUUUUUCACUCUGAAAGUGACAGCCCUGACCGACAAACCUGACAUCCAGAUCCCAGGGCCCCUGGAGUCCGGCCGCCCCAAGAAACUGAACUGCUAUGUGCCCUGGGCCUGUGAGGAGGGCACGCCCCCCAUCUUCUCCUGGACAUCAGCUGCUUACACCUCCCUGGACCCCAGGUCUCAUCAUCUCUCCUCCGUGCUCACCCUCACCCCUCGGCCCCAGGACCACGGCACCAACCUCACCUGUCAGGUGUAUUUUCCUGCCACUGGUGUGAGUGUGGAGAGAACCAUCCGGCUCAAUGUGGCCUCCCUCAAGAUUCUGAAAACCACAUCCCUUUCCAUCCUGGAGGGAGAGGCCCUGAGGCUGCUCUGUGAGGCUGACAGCAACCCCCCUGCCAAGCUGAGCUGGUUCCGGGGGUCCCCAGGCCUGCACGCCACCCCCCUCUCCAGCACCGCGAUCCUGGAGCUGCCUCGCGUGGUGCCUGCACAGGAAGGAGAGUUCACCUGCCAAGCUCGGCACCUGCUGGGCUUCCAAAGCGUCUCUCUCAGCCUCUCUGUGGUCUGUAAACCGGAAUCCAGGGCCCGUGGAGUCCUGGGAGUGGUUGGGGGAGCUGGCAUCUUGGCCCUGGCCCUGCUUUCUCUCUGCCUUUGUCUCAUCUGCAGAGUGAAGACCUGCAGGGAAAAAGCAGCCCAGCUGAUGCAGAGCAUGGACAAGGAUAUGCAUCCAGGCGCAGGCACAGGCUCCGGGGCACAUCAGCACCCGUUCUGGACAGACAGCUCUGCGGCUCCCCCAACAGUUCCCCCAGCCCCUGGUGGUGCUGGUCCCCCCGCCAAAGGUGAGCCGGAGCUCCACUAUGCUUUCGUCAGGUUCCACAACCGGAAGCCCCAGGGAAAUGAAGAUGCCAACAUUGUGUACUCAGAGAUCAAGACACACAAGUGA